UUGAAAACCCAGAAUUCUGUUUCACCAAAAACAGUGCAGAGAUGGUUCAAUCGCACCAAUUUUGCUGGCAGCUCUAGCUAAAUGGGUUUUUGAUCUUUGUUUUCUCCUUUAGAUGUUCUAAAUCAAUUCUGUGGAAUCUCCGAGGACGAUAUGAUUGGGAUGCUAACGUUGGAGGUGGAAAUGAAAGGAUCAGAAAUGGAGCAAAAGGACUACAGCGACUCUGAAGGAGGCACAAAGUCUCCAGAGGUGAGGGCCUUCUGCGACCUGGUAGAGAGAGAAGCGCACAGAAUACAAUUGCUUAAUGGAAGAAUUGGUGGUGAUCAUCCAGAGAAGCCAUCAACCAACAACUUCAUUGUCUGGCAACCGUCCUUUAUAAUGGAGGACUUCGGUUUGAAGGAGGGUCUUUCGGGGUUCAGUUCUUCUGGUGGAGGGAAUAAGGGAGGAGGUUGUGAUGAAGGAAAGGAGAAGAAAAGGUUGAAGAGAACGUUAAAGAGGCCAAGAGAUCUGCUGGUGGACAUGGCUCCUCUUCAUGUUUCUAAGGAGAGGUUGUUAAGCUCAAAGAAAGGGACGAACUCGAGCAGUGUUGUAAUAUGCGAUUUGAACAAGGAAGCUGAUGAACCAACUGAGGGUGCUGACUUAUGGCGUCUUUGGUGCGGACAUUGACGCUAGAAGUAGUAGGGUAAAUAUAUAUAGUUACAGAAUCUAGUAAAUAACAAUGGCACGCCAUGGUCAUUGACCCAUCACCCAUGUAAGAAAAUAAUAUUAAAU
Nelumbo nucifera (sacred lotus) is the source of this 768-nucleotide messenger RNA. Lineage: Eukaryota; Viridiplantae; Streptophyta; Magnoliopsida; Proteales; Nelumbonaceae. The record is from RefSeq and is a predicted model, not a curated record.